Syngnathus typhle (broad-nosed pipefish) is the source of this 1592-nucleotide messenger RNA. Its product is annotated as RNA-binding protein 38-like. The coding region runs from base 123 to 827 and encodes 234 amino acids. The transcript is spliced from 4 exons. Lineage: Eukaryota; Metazoa; Chordata; Actinopteri; Syngnathiformes; Syngnathidae. Gene Ontology annotation, molecular function: RNA binding. The record is from RefSeq and is a predicted model, not a curated record.
UGUUUUGAUCAUGCCUCCGUUACUGUAACCUCUUGUUGUUGUGGUUUGCGUGCUUUAUUUCCCCCCCCCCUCCCAAUCUCCUUUUUCUUCUUUAUUUUUGUUGACGUUUUAAUUCCCCACAAAUGAGUUCCCCGCUGUUCUUAGGGCAGUUGGUCGGGGUUCCCGUGGAAACAAUGAAUCCCGGUGCCGUGGAGAAAGACACGACUCGCACGAAGAUUUUUGUCGGCGGCUUGCCGUAUCAUUCCGGCGACGCUUCACUUCUGAAAUAUUUCGAGACUUUCGGGGAUGUCGUCGAGGCAGUGGUGAUCACCGACAAACACACGGGCAGGUCACGAGGAUACGGUUUCGUGACCAUGGCGGACGGCGCGGCCGCAGAGCAGGCGUGCAAGGAUACUAACCCCAUCAUCGACGGCAGAAAAGCUAACGUCAACUUGGCGUAUUUGGGAGCCAAGCCACGCGGCUCACGCACAAGUCUCUCUGCCGGGGUUCCCGUCCAGCAAGUUCAUCCUGCAUGGGCUCAAAGGCACUACGGGCUGGCUCAUCCUUACAUCUACCCUCCAACGUUCCUACAGCCCAGCAUGCUACUGCAGUCCAGCAUCGGCCCACCCUGCUUCACUCCCUCUGGAUUGGAACACUACUCGUACAGCCCGUCGCCACUGCCCUACCUGAGCUACAACUUCUCACCUGGAAUGUCAGCUCACGCUCUGGUCGCAUCGCAAACUCCGUCCACCGCCACCUAUUCGCCUCUGGCCAUGAUCUCCGCGUUACCUGCCACCCCGCAGGUCACCAUUCCGAACCUUGUGUACCAGCACUACUGCGCUCAGUGAGCAGCGAUGUGUCGGUACAACGUGGCGUCAUUGAAAAGGGCUUAUUGAAAGCGCUCCUGACUUUUUUUUAUGUUUGUUGUAAUAAGUCAUAAAAGUGUUAUUUUGUUUCUUCAUACAACCUGAAUGUUAGUACUGUCCAGUUCGGGACGAGAAUAAAUGGGCCCAGAGGAUGGAGAACACAUAAAGCGGCAGCACAAUGAUUACUUUUUUUAACCUCUUUAAACUUAGCUGACUUGGUGGGCUCAUCAAAACAUCUCUAUCCUCCGAUAACCAUUUGAAAAUUUUAUUGUGUUUAUCCUACCUGCAUAUAUUGAUGUAGUUCCUGACUUCAGGUGAUAUUUCGGUUCUUAUGCUAAAUUAGGUUGGACAUGACAACACUGGAUUUAUGCUCUUUUUUUUCUUAUGGGGGGAGGCUGAAGCAGGAUGCUUUUUGAGAUUUGUUGCGGUUGGAACAAGAAAGAUUUUUGUGGUUGAGUUCCAACUGUGUAAAUGUUGCAUCUCGAAAUUGCUUUGUUGUGAAAGGAGAGCGGAGCAAUGCAAUACAUCCCAGUGUCAGGUCGAAGCUUCUCUUGCAGCUCAUUGUUGUAAUCAGAGUUGGUUGUUUUUUGUUUUUUUUCGGGCAGCUUUAGAAUGGGACUCAUGCUUAAGUGAAGCUGGAUUGGCAUCUCUUGUUUCUAUGGAGCCACCUUUGUUAUUUAAAAGAAGCCAUAUGUAAUCUUAAGUACUUUGUAAGAAUAUGCAAAAUAAAAGCAAUGUUUCCUAUGA